Messenger RNA from Molossus molossus (Pallas's mastiff bat), 4971 nucleotides. It is a transcript of the gene SLC9A5, whose product is annotated as solute carrier family 9 member A5. Lineage: Eukaryota; Metazoa; Chordata; Mammalia; Chiroptera; Molossidae. Gene Ontology annotation, molecular function: sodium:proton antiporter activity. The coding region runs from base 1328 to 4021 and encodes 897 amino acids. The record is from RefSeq and is a predicted model, not a curated record. Gene Ontology annotation, biological process: sodium ion transport; regulation of pH; proton transmembrane transport. Gene Ontology annotation, cellular component: membrane. The transcript has 16 exons.
GCAGCGGGCCGGAAGGCUUUCUUUGCUGCGCUCUCUUUGAGGAAUUGUUAGGGCAGGUGGGGCGGAAAUUUCUUCAGAUAGUGGCUGGCCUGGUCUCCCUCAGUUUAGAGACGAGAUGGUCCUGAGUCCUUCAGUUUGAGGAAUGAAGUGAAUGGGAUCCUCUCAUUUGGGGAAAGCAGGGAGAUGAAUCCCUUUCAGUUUGGAGCAAGAAGUGAAAAUAGAUUCUACUCAGUUUGAAGAAAGAGGUGGGAUCAUUUUCCUUUAGUUGGGGGAAGAAGAGGAAGCGAUGCUUCUCAGUUCUGGGAAAAGGAUGAGAUGACGCAGUUUGAGGAGGGAGGUAGAACACGUUUCUCUCAGUUUUGGGGAAGAAGUGGAAUGGGUGCCCCUCAGUUUGAAUAAGCGGAGAUGGUUCUCACUUUGAGACGAGAUACGCCUAAUGCCCCUCAGAUUUGGGGGGAAAGUUGAGUGGAUUCCUCUUAGUUUGAAGGGAAUUGAUAGUCUGUGUUUUCCGUAGUUUAGGGAAAGAAGAUGCGUUCUCUUCAGUUUCAUGGAAAAGGUGAGGAGUUUCCUGUAGUUUGAGGGAAAUGAAGAGGAAUGGCGCUCCUCGGUUUGGGAGAUGAGAGGAAUAGCCCCCUUCUCAGCUUGGGCCCCGUCCGGGCCUUGGGUUUUCUGGAGACCUUGAGGACAGCGCUGUCCACACGAUUCUCUGGGAGCGCCCAGUGCGCGUGCGCAGCUCUGAUCUGGGCUGGAGCCCGAAGGGGGUCCCAGGCUCUACUGGGCGGCGCCUAUGGAGGCGGCGGCGCACUGCUCCCUGCGAUCUCUUGGCUGCAGCGAGAGAGCCGUGGGCUGAGUACCAGGGGCCAGCUGCUCUCUGCUCGGUGGCACUUGCCUUGGAGACGAGCCCCUUUCGUCUGGAUCCUGCCUCCUGGCAGAUCCCUGGCCCUUCCGCGGCGGGCUGACACCUUCCGCGGGUGGGACGCCGCUGGUGAUUCGGGGGUGCUGUGGUCGCUCACAGCUGGAAUCCGGCUGGGGAAGGCGUGGGGCAGGUUUGGAGAAGCAGAUUGAAAGGAAUAGGUUGCAGGACUUGGGGGUGGGCUGCACUGGGGAAUUUCCAGAGCUGAGACUGGUUUAGACGGGAGGAGCUGGGGGCCUGAGUACGAACGCCCGGGGCAGGAUCUGGGAGUCCGUACCUGGCUUGGGGGUAUCAGUUGGGAUUGGGGGUAGCGCUUCUCACGUGCUUGUGACGCGGGGGCGGCUGGUAGGAGGCCGCGGCGACGUGGGGCCGGCUCCAGUGCAGUGCCUGGAGGGCGACUAGGCAGGAAGCAGGAUGCUGCGCGCCGCGCUGUCGCUCCUAGGGCUGCCCCUCGUGGUGGCAGCAGCAACUGAAGAACCCACCCAGGAGCCGGGGUCCCCGGGCGAACCUCCCCCAGAGUUGGCGCUUUUCCGCUGGCAGUGGCACGAGGUGGAGGCCCCCUACUUGGUAGCCCUGUGGAUCCUGGUGGCCAGCCUGGCCAAAAUCGUGUUUCACUUGUCUCGGAAGGUGACAUCUCUGGUCCCUGAGAGCUGCCUGCUGAUUUUACUGGGACUGGUGCUUGGAGGCAUUGUCUUGGCUGUGGCUAAGAAAGCCGAAUACCAGUUGGAGCCAGGCACCUUCUUCCUCUUUCUGCUGCCUCCUAUUGUGCUAGACUCGGGCUAUUUCAUGCCUAGCCGGCUGUUCUUUGACAACUUAGGUGCCAUCCUCACCUAUGCCGUGGUGGGCACACUCUGGAAUGCCUUCACAACAGGUGCUGCCCUCUGGGGCCUGCAGCAGGCUGGACUUGUGGCCCAUAGAGUACAGGCUGGCUUGCUGGACUUCCUGCUGUUCGGGAGCCUCAUCUCAGCAGUGGACCCAGUGGCUGUGCUGGCUGUCUUUGAGGAAGUGCAUGUCAAUGAGACACUCUUUAUCAUUGUUUUUGGCGAGUCCCUGCUCAAUGAUGCAGUCACUGUGGUGCUGUACAAAGUCUGCAACUCCUUUGUGGAGAUGGGCUCUACCAAUGUGCAGGCCACUGACUACCUGAAGGGGGUCGCCUCCCUGUUUGUGGUCAGUCUGGGCGGGACAGCCGUGGGCUUAGUGUUUGCCUUCCUCCUGGCCCUGACUACACGCUUCACCAAGCGGGUCCGCAUCAUCGAGCCACUGCUGGUCUUCCUCCUCGCCUAUGCAGCCUACCUUACUGCUGAAAUGGCCUCGCUCUCUGCCAUUCUUGCGGUGACUAUGUGUGGCCUGGGCUGUAAGAAGUAUGUGGAGGCCAACAUCUCCCAAAAGUCACGCACAACUGUGAAAUACACAAUGAAGACUCUAGCCAGCUGUGCUGAGACUAUCAUCUUCAUGCUGCUUGGCAUCUCAGUUGUGGAUUCUUCUAAGUGGGCCUGGGACUCUGGGCUGGUGCUGGGCACCCUUUUCUUCAUCCUGUUCUUCCGAGCCCUCGGUGUAGUUCUGCAGACAUGGGUGCUGAACCAGUUCCGGCUGGUCCCUCUGGACAAGAUUGAUCAGGUGGUGAUGUCCUAUGGGGGUCUCCGGGGGGCUGUGGCCUUUGCUCUCGUCAUCCUACUGGACAAGACCAAGGUCCCUGCCAAGGACUACUUUGUAGCCACUACUAUUGUGGUGGUCUUCUUCACAGUCAUUGUGCAGGGCCUGACCAUCAAACCACUGGUCAAGUGGCUGAAGGUGAAGAGGAGUGAGCAUCACAAACCCACCCUGAACCAGGAGCUGCAUGAGCAUACUUUUGACCACAUUCUGGCCGCAGUGGAGGACGUUGUGGGGCACCAUGGCUAUCACUACUGGAGGGACAGGUGGGAGCAGUUUGACAAGAAGUAUCUGAGUCAGCUGCUGAUGAGGCGGUCAGCCUACCGCAUUCGGGACCAGAUCUGGGAUGUGUACUACAGACUCAACAUCCGGGAUGCCAUCAGUUUUGUGGACCAGGGAGGCCACGUCUUAUCCUCCACUGGACUCACUCUGCCGUCUAUGCCCAGCCGAAAUUCUGUGGCAGAGACCUCUGUCACCAACCUGCUGAGGGAGAGUGGCAGUGGAGUGUGUCUGGAUCUGCAGGUGAUUGACACAGUACGUAGUGGCCGGGACCGUGAGGAUGCUGUUAUGCACCAUCUGCUCUGUGGAGGCCUCUACAAGCCACGCCGAAGGUACAAAGCCAGCUGCAGCCGCCACUUCAUCUUGGAGGAUGUACAGGAGCGGCAGGACAAGGAGGUCUUCCAGCAGAACAUGAAGCGGCGACUGGAGUCCUUUAAGUCCACCAAGCACAACAUUUGCUUCACCAAGAGCAAGCCACGACCCCGCAAGGCUGGCUGCAAGAAGAAGAAUGGUGUGGCUUACACUGCAGCUACAAAUGAGAAGUCUCCUGGAGACCUGGGCUUUCAGGACACAGCUGCUGUGAUCUUAACUGUGGAGUCUGAGGAGGAGGAGAGCUACAGUUCUGAGACAGAAAAGGAGGACGACGAGGGAAUCAUCUUUGUGGCUCGGGCCACCAGUGAGGUUCUCCAAGAGGGCAAGGUCUCAGGGAGCCUUGAAGUAUGUCCGAGUCCACGUAUCAUCCCCCCCUCUCCAACCUGUGCAGAGAAGGAACUACCCUGGAAGAGUGGGCAGGGGGACCUUGCAGUUUACGUGUCCUCAGAAACCACCAAGAUUGUGCCAGUGGACAUGCAGAUGGGCUGGAACCAGAGCAUCUCAUCCCUGGAGAGCCUGGCAUCCCCACCCUGCACCCAGGCUCCAACUAUGACAUGCCUGCCUCCCUGCCCACUGGCCACUGAAGAGCCACAGGCCCCUUUUGGCCUGCCUUCUGAUCUGCACCCUAGCUUCGCCUUUCCUCCAAGCCUGGCCAAGGCUGGCCGCUCUCGCAGUGAGAGCAGCGCUGACAUCCCCCAGCAACAGGAGCUGCAGUCCCUCAUGGAACAUGAGGACCACUCAAAUCUUAGCCCAGGCACUGCCAACUCCCACUGGUGCAUCCAGUUCAACAGAGGAGGCCGGCUGUAGCCCAGGGACUAAGGGAGGAGCAGGAGGCUGGAGUCCCCACACAAACGGCAGAGGAGUCCACUCAGCCUGACAUGGGGUCAGAGGGGCCUGGACUGAAGUAGCAACUGGGCUCCCUUAGGGCAGGUCAGCAGGGUCUCUUGGGCUGGUCCUUAAAGGGACCCUUUUCACCACCACCCCUGCUCCUAACUCCUGCCACCUUCCCUUUUAAUGAGACCCUAACCCUGACUCAAGACCCAGUCCAGAGCUAGGGGAUAGGCCCAGAGACUUGGAUAUUUGAUGUCUCUUCCCCAGUGAGUCUUCCUGGGGCAACUUUAAGCAGCUGUUUCCUGCCCCCAAAGCAAGGGCAUCAUUCCUCGGUUGACACUGGCUUUUUACUGCCCUCCACCCCCUCCUUAGCACCAGCUCAAGAACAGUGGCAAUGUAGCCCUGUCCUCAGAGGGUUUGGGGUGGGAGGUGAAGCAGGUCUCACCUUGGGUUUUGCUGCCCUGUUGCAUCAGCUACCCAUAACCAAUUUUUUUUUUUAGGGCACUGGGAAUCUGUCUUCACCUCUUGCUUUAUCUCCUUCUGUUUGCUGCCAAUUAUUGGGGUGAUAUCUCCUCCUUUUCCAGGACCAAGGCCACAGGGCUGAGCCAGGCUUCAGGUCAGGACUGCUUUUUAGCCAUUGUCACUCUGAGGAUCUGCUGCUCUGCAUCCAAGUCUGGAUUUUUCAGAUCCUUGGGUCUGGGUUUUCUAAGGAAAGGAGACAGUGGCCUCUGGGCUUCCACAUUACCACCUUGACAUUGCCCAAACAUGAAAGGAGCCAGGGCCACUGCUCCACUACUCUGGGGGCUAGAAUGCCUGGCCAAGGCAGGCAAAGGGCUGACAGGGUGGCAGGUAACUUCCCUGGGGUUAGCACCUGCCCUGUGUUGUGUACCUUGAUCCGAAGAUACAUUAAACAUUUCUUAAAUGGA